Molecule: messenger RNA, 5648 nt
Organism: Myodes glareolus (Bank vole)
Lineage: Eukaryota; Metazoa; Chordata; Mammalia; Rodentia; Cricetidae
Gene: Gpr146
Product: G protein-coupled receptor 146
Biological process (GO): G protein-coupled receptor signaling pathway
Cellular component (GO): membrane
Molecular function (GO): G protein-coupled receptor activity
Source: RefSeq, a predicted model, not a curated record
UGAGCCAGUUUCUCAGGAAGGAAAUUACCAGAUGGCCUGGCUAACUGGAAAGACAGCCUAGCCCAGGUCAGAGGGUAGAAACCAAAUCAUUGUUCACUGGCUACAGGAAGGCCAUCUUCUCCAACAGCAAGGAGAACAGGAAGGAAGUGAAGAUGUAGGGAGAUAGGAACCCUGAGAGGCCUGUGAACACAUCCACACCCACACGCCAUGGAGGUCAGCCUCCCUGAUCCCCUUCUGUGGCUAAGGAGGGCAUCUGGCUGAGGCCCCUGGACUCACUGAGACACUAGUGUUAGGUGCCUACAGCCUCAACAGGUGGAAGCCCCCCUGAAGGGUGUCCCAAGGGGAACUGCCUAGACUUAGGGUCCCCAUGGCCAGAGCUCUGCAGCCAAGCCCAGGGACCGGGUGAGGUUCUAGGGCCUUGCCUGCUGCGUCCACCUGUCAUUAGGCCAUACCCAGCUGUUCCUCCCCAAGCUGCAGCCUACACCUUAAGGUGGGAGGGACACUUUCAGGGUGGCCACAGGGACAUUCCCAGGGCAAAGAAGAUGGGACGCAGGCUCUAGUGACACUCUGUCAGACCUACACCCCUAACAUGGAUGUCGCAGCCCACACAGCCACUCUGCUUUUAGGAUCUCCCUGCUAGGAGGAGGCACCUCCUGGGAGCAACAUCGUAGUGAACAGCAAAGAAUAUCACUUUCAGAAGAUAAAUGAAAGCAACCAUUCUGGUUUUUUUUCCCAUCUGAAAUAGGAGUUCUGACGAGUAAGAGUAUCUUGAACAGUAGUUAAACCUAGCUUCUGGAAGAAGCUUAUCAGCUGCUCGGCACCCACAAGCGGCCCAGAAACAGCCUCUGCAGGGCAUCCAGGCCCGAUAAACGGUGCUGUGCCGCUCUCAGACCUAGGGGCCAGGCCAUGGCAGGUAGCGUGUGAACAGAGUGAAUUCUAACCAGACACUGUUCCACACGAUGCUUCCCCUGGAGCCCAGAUGCUCGCCCAGUGCAGGCCCUAAGCCCUACCUCCUGCUCCACUUCUUCUUACUGCAGGCCAUUAGCAGUCUGGGCAGCUGCUGUGCCCACCAGGCUGCAUGGGGGCACAGUGGGGCAAGCAGUCCUGCCAGGAACAGCACUCUGUAGCCAAAGAGUAGGUCCUGUCUGCUCUUGUGGUCCCCAGCAGGUCACAUGCACGUACAUCUGGAAAUGCACGUGUGGGAGGCUACAGACCCCCUACCCCAGCUCUAAUGUUUUCCAUUCUAAGCCUGCCCUGUGCUGCUGCUGUGCCUUCAAAGAGCCUUGUGUGUCCCUGGGCCUGCAGUGAACGCAGCCAGCAUCUCUAUGGCAGAGUCUCAGUGAGGUCCAACUAUUUUGUCCUCAGUUCUACAGACAAACGUCUGUUCAGUUCAUUUCCUCAAGAGAAAAGGAAACUUAGGGCCGAACUAAACUAAGCUCUGGGUCUCAGGACCUGAGCUGCCUAUACCCAACCUGCAGGCCAUCCCCAGGGGCUGGAUGCUCCGUGGGACAGAUGCAGAGGCCCCAAGCACAGAGCAGAGGGUGUGAGCACACUUGCUCUGGAGGGCAGACUAUCCAAGUGCCGCCUCCCCUCUCGAAACCAGCUGUAAACACAGAUAGGGAGGGGCCUCCACGCCUGCCAAGGGAGGCAGCGACCGCGUGAGUAAUUGACUCAAGGAAAACAAGUGCAGCAGGAGUGUGCGCCACGCUCACGCGCAUCGCUGGCUGCUGCAGAGUGGCUGGGAUUCCCGAGACACGGGCCCUGGCUCUGCCAUGCUGCCUGCUGCUGGCCUCUGGAGUCCACAGUAUAAAGGAAGGAGGGACUUGUGAUAAAGCAGAGCUGUGAAGCUGGGGUGAGCUGCCUGCCAUGUGGAGCUGUGGCCCACUCAACAGCACAGCGUGGGGCGAGGAGCCGCUGUGCCGGAACCUGCGUCUGGGGCUCUGGGUCCUCUCGCUUCUCUACCUGGGAGCAGGUGUCCCUGUGGGCUUGGGCUACAAUGCCCUGCUGGUGCUGGCCAACCUGACCAGUAAGAACAGUAUGACUAUGCCGGAUGUGUACUUCGUGAACAUGGCUGUGGCCGGGCUGGUGCUCUCAGCAUUGGCACCUGCAUACCUGCUGGGCCCCGCCCACUCCAGGUGGGCCCUGUGGAGCCUCAGCAGCGAGGCCCAUGUGACACUGCUCAUCCUGUUCAAUGUGGCUUCCCUGGUGAUCAUGUAUUCUACUGCCCUGCUGAGCCUUGACUACUACAUCGAACGUGCCCUGCCACGUACCUACAUGGCCAGUGUGUACAACACCCGGCACGUGUGUGGCUUCGUCUGGGGUGGGGCCAUGCUCACCAGCUUCUCCUCUCUGCUCUUCUACAUCUGCAGCCAUGUGUCUUCACGCAUCGCUGAGUGUGCCCGGAUGCAGAACACGGAGGCCGCCGACGCUAUCCUGGUGCUCAUCGGCUAUGUGGUGCCAGGCCUGGCUGUGUUGUAUGCGCUGGCACUCAUCUCAAGGAUUGGGAAGGAAGACACGCCCCUGGACCAGGACACCAGCAGGCUGGACCCCUCGGUGCAUAGGCUGCUGGUGGCCACCGUGUGUACACAGUUUGGGCUCUGGACGCCUUACUACCUGAGCCUGGGGCACACAGUGCUGGCCUCACGGGGGAGGACCACAGAGGGGCAUUAUCUGGGCAUCCUGCAGGUUGCUAAGGACUUGGCCAAGUUCUUGGCCUUCUCAAGCAGCUCCGUGACGCCGUUGCUCUACCGUUACAUCAACAAAGCCUUCCCCGGCAAGCUCCGACGGUUGGUGAAGAGAAUACACUGUGGGCACCGGCACUGCUCCCCUGACCCUGUGGGGAUCCAGCAGGUGAUGGCACAGGCGUAGCUCACCCCUCCCUGGUCUUCAGUCCCAGGAGAGGACUUGACCACAAGGAACACUAAAAUCCACCUGGACGCACAGCACUUUGUUCACCAAGCACGGCGCUGCCACCCCCAGGAGACACGCUGAGAACAGAAUGGCACGGGGGGCACUUCUCUGACAUGUUCUAUGUGCCCCCCUAAAAGGCCAGUCUUGGUUUGACGCUGCCUUGUGGAAAGCGGCGGUGCCUUGUGCUAACGGGCUGCUUCUGACUAACCUCCCCACCUUCCCCGCAAGGUGUGUGCCUUUCUCCCAGGGACAUCUUCAAGGUCCAUGUCCUCCAACGCAGGCUGACCUUUGGCCUCCCUGGCAUUUGGGCUUUCUAAAUGAAGUGAUGAAAUCUAAAGCCAGUAUUUAUACUUCAUAUUGACACAAUACUUGAUUCUCCUCUCUCUUUUUUAUUAAAUAAAAAGAAGUGUUAGAAAACGCCUGAUAUUAAGAUACAAACAGCACAAGGGAGCAUGGCUGUCGCUGGUACCGAUGUCACAGCUUGAGGACAGGACAGUGCCUGUCGGGCCUGAACUGCUGACAGCGAUAGCCGUGCGUGCUGGACCUCUCUCCAGCCACACAUACCUGGCUACCUCUCUCCUAGAGAACUUAGUACAGGCCCGUCCUUCCAGGGCCUCAAUACAUGCACAUCAGUAAACAGAAGAAAGUACUCUCUCCUUAGCGUAGAAACCGUAGGACCCCAGGACAGAGCUCUGGAUGUGGUAAAGUGUUGGCCAGGCAGGAUGGUAGGAGGCCAGGUGCCCCAAGGUGACCAGGGACUGGCAUCCAGGUUAAGGGCCCUGCCUGGUUGGUUUCACACAGCUGUGGGGUGGUACAGGAUGAGGCUCGCCUUCCACAGGUGUCUGGGUCCAGGCCUCACCCACAUGCCUCUGGGGCCUUGUGUUUGGUAAUUAACUACUCUAACACGUGGGCAUGAAAAGAAUUCCCACCACCCCCAUCCCAUCACUGUCACCACCCCAUUCUCUACGGUUACAUUGCAAGCCCACAACUCCUUGCUCCCAAGUUCUAGAGAUCUCCAUAUGAUCGUCUAACCUGCCUGUCUCCGCAGAGGGUGGGUGUGAGGUGUGAUCCAUAUUCACUGGCCUUCCUACAUGGCCCUGAGGCUGUCCUAGUUGCUUGGGAACUUCAGCUAAGAGUAAGUUUAGUUUUAUCUAUUCUAUGCAAACUACAUCCCCUCGGAUGGUGAGUGCCGGAGUUAAUCUGGCUUAAGGAGAAUUAUUGAGGUGCACGAGGUCCUUAGCCCUAGCUGUGAUCCACUGGGCACGCUCUGUGGGGCCUAGUUCUCAAGGGUAAACCACAAGGCUAGGUUAGUCAAAAGUCUCAGUGCUUCUGGCUGUAAAGUGUUGCUUUGAGGUUUUUAAAAUGGCAAGCCAAGCUUUCCCUGUCCUCCUGGACGCACAGUUGAACGAAGGUUCUGAGGCUGCCAGGGUCCCAGCCCACAGCCACACCGACUACCAAUGCUUGCUGAGGAAACAAGAACCCUCACCAUGAAGGUUCUAGCUGGGCCUAGCCCGCAGGCCAGCUGUAGUUCUUCUCUGGUGAAAGCAAGCCCAGGGGCCAAGGUCAGGGCAAAUAAAGUCAGCCUAAGCUUUGUGGGCCACAGGGGAAACAGGAUUCAGAUGGGCGGGGCUGUUCAUGAUAUCGGUGUCCAGCUUAAAGCAGUCAUUGCCCUUGCUGACCAUUUUACACCCUUUGGCCCAGGUAGAGGACCUGGGAGGGGCAGACCCCAGGUCCAGGAAGGGCUCUGUGUCCUGGAAUCCUUCACCCCAGUCAUUCCCAAGCAAGGUGGGGAGAGGCCCAAAUGUUCCUUUGUUGCAUUUUUCUCAGUGGCCUUAGGGAUAAACUGACCAUGUUCUAGGGGACCCUCGAAGGACCAGAAUCCAGGACCCUGUGACUGGCAUCAACUGUCUAGCCACUUGUCCUGCAGGGACAGCCCAGUGGACACCCAGCUGUCUGCUUGGGUGGAGCUGCACAUGGCUAGAAUAGUGGCCAUCUGCAAUGCAGACCUUCCCUGCACAGACCCCUAGUGUGAUGCGCCCUCCCACCCAGGACCCUAUUCCCACCACCUGCCUCCUCGUCCCAGGCCAACCACAGCCACCCAAGCACCACACAGUCACCGGUGCUCUGAUAUCUGUCUGUGAGUCUGUGCUGAGUUCAUCCUGGGAGCCCCCACUGUCUGCGUUCCAAUUCUUUCUCCCAAAGUAGGAAAGAACCUAACCACGUAGAGAAGAGGCCACUGCAACAGCCGCGCAUGCGCACAAUGCUUUCUCGCAUGGGUUUUAGAUGCCAGGCAGGAUACGCAGUUCCCCAAGGAUCGCUAAUUUGGCUGUCAACACUUCUUGAUGGUUAUAAUUUACGAUGAAUGCUCUUAUUUUCAUUAACUCACAAGAAAGCCUGCGGUGUGUCGUUACUUAGGAUUCCAGAAAGUGACCUUUCUCUUUGAUUUCCUUCACGAUGUCACAUGACAUGGCAGAGGAAACCGGAGCCAGUGCUCUUUGGGGCAGAUAUACCCAGGAACCACAGACACCUGUUCUUUAGAGAAAGCAUUCGGCAAAGGGCAACCCAGGGACAGGAUGAUAAACUGCAUGUCUGCUUCUCGGGAAGAUGGGGGCUUUCCCAUUCCUGACCGACGGGAUCCACCCCAGUGGCUGGAUCCAUUUGCCAAAUUCUGUGACUGUGAAAAAGAAACUACUGAUGAGAUUCACACAUCUGAAUACUAUUAAAUUAUUUAACACUCA